Microdochium trichocladiopsis is the source of this 1394-nucleotide messenger RNA. Its product is annotated as cyclin. The transcript has 2 exons. The coding region runs from base 340 to 1338 and encodes 332 amino acids. Gene Ontology annotation, cellular component: nucleus. Gene Ontology annotation, biological process: regulation of transcription by RNA polymerase II. The record is from RefSeq and is a predicted model, not a curated record. NCBI's taxonomy places the organism in Eukaryota, Fungi, Ascomycota, Sordariomycetes, Xylariales, Microdochiaceae. Gene Ontology annotation, molecular function: cyclin-dependent protein serine/threonine kinase regulator activity.
CUUCAGUGCCUGGCCACUAAAAACAACCGUUUAGCUCUCCCAAGCCGCACAACUUCGUCAUCGUCAGCAGCUCGCGGCCAUACCUGUCAACUCCCAUCGCCCUCUGGCAGGCAAUUGGAACCAGUUCCUCAAUCAGAACAUCGGACCUCUCCCUAGGUGUAUCCGGCCAUUCACGAAGCUGGCGUGGUGUCCGUAGAUCGACCAUUAACAUGUGAAGGCUGGACCGGAGCUGGGGGGCUAAAAGCUCAUCAGCUUCUCCUUCGCUUUCCAGCAUCCACCCACUUUGCAUUUUGCGUGUGUGACGACACCACAUCGCCAUCUUCCCUCAGGAUACUCGCAAUGGCGCACAUGACCAAUCCGCUGGCCACCAUCGAACAGCUCUACCAGCGCACCUCUUCGGGCGCGCUUCCGUCAGAUCUUCAAGAUGUCGUCUUCUUCGCGACUCAGACGCUCACACAGGCGGCUGGUCUGCUUCUGCGACUACCACAGUCGGUAACAGCCUGCGCCAACGUCGUGCUCGCGCGAUAUUGGCUGGUCGAGUCGCCCCUUCUCUACGAGUUUAGCGACGCCUCAGCAACUUCUCUCUACCUCGUCGCAAAGCUGAGCUCUCACCCGUGUCCGGCGCGCGACAUCUGCAACGUCUACGCAUAUCUCCUCUCCCCGAGCUCGCGGCUAUUCCGCCCGCCGCCACCAGCAGCAAGCGGCAGCGCCGCUGCAACCGACGACCCGUCAACAUACUACCUCUCCGACACAGCUUACACGACGCGGCAGACCCAGAUGCUCAAGAUCGAGGCGCGCAUCCUCUACUCGCUGUCCUUUGACACGCACGUCGCCCUGCCCCAUCCGCUGGCAGUCACAUACCUGCAGGCCCUCGACUUUCUCGGCGGCGGCGGCGGCAGCAGCAAAACGGACAUCUCGCGCCUCGUCUGCGCGUACCUCAACACGGCCCUGCUCUCCCCGCAGAUGCUGUACCUCACGCACCAGCCCAACGCGCUCGCCGUGGCCGCGAUAUACAAUGCCGCGCGGGACCUCGGCGCGCGGAUGCCCGACGUGGCCUGGUGGGAGGUGUUUGACGUCGACCGUGAGGAGCUCGGAUUCCUGGUCGUCGGGAUGCGGAGUCUGGGUGCGUGGGUGUCGAGGCAGAAGGACGAGUUUGAAGAGGCGGGGCUCUUCGAGUCCGGGAUGGUCACGAGGGAUUUUGUUGAGCGGGAGAUGGCUAGGAGGGGUCAGGCUGGGCUGAUUCGGAACGGUGGCGGCGGCGGCAGCGGUGGCGGGCAAGAGGAGGAGGUGGACGAGGAGACCGCGAUGAUGAUGCGGAUGGACGCGAUGCCAGCGUGAAGGGAUCGUCGAAGCGAGACUUGAGGUUGAUAAUGCAGCCAUGCAUCCACAAGAGU